UCCAAUAUGGCGGAGGCUCACUAGACGCAGGUUAUGUAGCGUCGACGCUAAAAGACACCUGCUGUUUUUAAGACACCAUGCAACCUUAUAAGCUUUCUCAUGUGAACAGUUCAUUUAACAUAAAGGCUCUUACGAACUCGUAGAUCAUGUUAAUCCCGACAGAGGAAACUCCGCCUGUAAUUAAAUUAACAAAUGAGCGUCUCUGACCAUUAGGCGACCCGGAUGGUAACAUUGUUCAUCUUGAGAGCUGAGGCAUGGACCAUUUCUUAAGUGGCUUGGACCACGGACCAAACCCGUGGUAUGCUCCUCGUCCACCUGUAACAAGUCAAUGUCACGAGUUUUCUAUUGGUAACAGCUCAUUCCAGUUAAUUCCUAUUCCUGGCAACAGCACCCAUAUCAGCAACAACCAUAUUAGCAGUAACCAUACCAGCAACAACCAUACUAGCAGCAACCAUAUAAGCAACAAUCAAAGUUCACAGUCUGCUUUCAAAUUGCCUCCUGAUUCUCCAAAGGUUAAGUCUGAGGUUCCUGAUGAGGAUGAGAGGAAUGAAAGCAAAACUCCUCCUCCUUCAGUAGCCUUAACACCAUUGUCCACUAAUAUGGCUCACCACAGCCAUAAAGCCAAAAAUAGUGAACGGUGGGACACAAAGAAGGUGUGCAACAUUUGUGGAAAAGUUCUUUCUCGUGGUGAUAAACUGAAGAAUCACAUUCGAACACAUACCAACAAUUUCCCUUUCCACUGUGAUACAUGUGGUCAAGGAUUUCUUCGAUCAGAAGGCCUUCGUGUGCACAAUCGAAUUCAUACUGGGGAACGUCCUUAUGUUUGCAUGGUCUGUGGUAAGGCAUACACAAGAAAAGAUAAACUAACUAGACAUGCUAUUGUUCAUACUGGUGAGCGGCCAUUUGUAUGUCAGCAUUGUGGUAAAUCUUUUACACGAAAAGAUAAAAUGCAGCGGCACGAGAUGAUACACAAAAUUAAUAAACCUUUCACCUGUGUUCCAUGUAAUCUGGAAUUUGUACGUCAGGAAACUUUCAAUGCUCACAUGGAAAAGAAACAUCCUGAGCGUCUCCCUUACACUGUGGUGCAGCAUGCACGGUCUGCAAGCCCAGGAUACCAUCCUCAAGGACUUAAUCUCUCAGAUAAUAAGAUUAGCACAAAAGUCUCACAAGGCAGCUCUAAAAUAUCAAGCAUUUCCACAUCAACAAGUAGUGGUACUACAACUUCAACUACAUCUUUCUCAAGUGGUACCUCACUCCUCAGUAGUACCUCACUUGCAUCUAGUACUGCUCUAACAAGUGGAGCAUCACUUCUAAGUGGAGCUUCACUUUUAGCUGGUACAUCACUCCUCAACAGUACUUCUCUUCUUAGUAGUGUCUCACUACCAAGUGGUAAUGGGACUAAUGCCUUAUCAUGAACUUUAUUGGCUUAAAGAAAUGGCUUCCUAAAUUAGCGUAAUGAAUUUUUUUUUUAUCUAUUACUAACCUCUCAUUUAAGUUUUUUCUAAGAACUAUCUCUUAAUGCACUUCUUAUUUUAGAAUAACAUUUCUGAUUCACCUCGUAGAGUUCUGAUAAACUAAUUUUAUCGCUUGGCUUAUGUGAUUAUCUUGUGAUUAUUCAAGUGACAGAGUUAAGCAUAACCGGUUAAUUUUAUUUAAAAAUUUUUUUUUUUAAAUACCUAAUGUAUAUAUAGUAUAGAUAUUUCAUCACAGUACAUUAUAAGGUUUAAGAUUAUGGAUUGUUCCAGUCACAGAAUGCAGUACUAAAAAUCUAUUAUUGUAAAAGUAAUUUAAAAUAUAUUCUCAGUGGCUGCUUAUAGGUACAUCUGUAUACCUGCCCAUUAAAGCAAAUAUCUAAUUAGCUAAUCACAUGGCAACACCUCAGUGCCCAAAAGCAUUCAGACAUGGUCAAGAGGUUCAGUUGUUGUUCAGGCCAAAUAUCAGAAUGGGGAAGAAUUGUGAUUUAGGUGACUCUGUAGAAUGAUUGUUGAUGCCAGACAGAGUGGUUUGGAUAUCAGAAACUGAUCUGGGAUUUUUAUGCACAAGUCUCUAGAAUUGACAAAGAAUGGUGUGAAAAAUACAAAACCUCCAAAGAGCAGCAGUUCUGUGGGCAAGAACACCUUGUUAAUGUGAGAAAUAAGAGGAGACUGGCCAGACUGGUUUAAGGUGACAGGGAGGCAAUAAUAACUCAAAUAACCACAUAUUACAACAGUGGUAUGCUGAAAAGCAUCUCUGAACACAACACAUCAAACUUGAGAGCGGAUGGGCUACAUCAGCAGAAAGCCACACUGGGUUCCAUUCCUAUCAGCUAAGAACAGGAAACUCAAGCUACAAUGGGCACUGGUUCACCAAAACUGGAAAGUUGAAGAUUGGAAAAAUGUCACCUGGUCUGAUGAAUUGAGAUUUCUACUGUGACAUGCAGAUGGUAGAGUGAGAAUUUGGCUUAAACUUUAAGGAUGUGGUAGAAUGGGAGAUUUGCAGCAUAUACAUGUAUGUGCAGCUAACAAAUGUGCAGCAACUGCGUGAUGCUAUCACUUCAACAUGGACCAGAAUUUCUAAAGAAUUUUUCCAGCACCUUGUUGAAUCUAUGCCACAAAGAAUUUAAGCUGUUCUAGGGGCAAAGGGGGAAAGCCCUACCCAGUACUAGAAAGAUGUACCUAAUAAAGCAGCCACUGAAUGAAUGAGCUACAGUAAUUUUUUUUCUAAAUAUCAGACCCUGAUUAGCUUUUAUAUGUAAAGUAAACCCUCUAUUUAACUGACUGGAAAUACGGAGUAAAGUCCUCUGAGUCAACUGAGUCAUUAACAAUGGGCAAAGUAUAUUGGUUACAGAAUUGUCCAUUUUUGUUACAGUCACAACAAAAUUUCAUAUCACCACAAUCCCCAUUACAGGCCACCCGCUACUCUCUAUUAGUCCAUUAAAUGAAAUCAUAUAUGCAGUUGAUUAAUCUCAGUUCUCAUGAAGAUAGGAUAAUUACUGAAAAAAAAUAAAACUGGAAACAAAUACCAAUCAUUAUGACUAAAAAACAUAAUACUGUAAUAAUUAUUGUGUCAGUCAGUCAUUUUUCAUUAUAUAUAUGUAAAUAUUUUUCAUUAUAAAUGAAUGUUUUUAAGGCAUGAGUAUUGUGAAAAAAAUCUGUCCAAGUAGAGUUUGUUGUAUAUGGUAGAGAUGGAGAAAUGUAUUUUCCUUUCAAAUAUGGGACCCCAUAGUCUCAGCUGGAAUGAAUAAUGUUAUUUGAGUCUUUCAAAUGUCAUUAGUAAAAUGUUGCAUGUAAACAGCUUUUAUAAGUCACAAAGGUAAUGAUGUACAUGUUGCCUGCAGUCAUAUUUUUUAAGAGAAUCAAACAAUUGUUGAAAUAAAUAUUGUAUUUUUCUAAUGGAGUAAAGAGUUGUGUGAAAUAGGAUAAAAAAUAAAUCAUAGAAUAUCAAAAAAAGACACAUUCACCACAGAAAAAAUUACAAAGAUAGAAGCUGCAAACAUACUGUGACUUAACUAAAUAUUAAACAUGAUGAAUUAAAUUUUGUAGUCUGCCUAGCUGUUCACACUGGCUUUUGCUAUAAGUAGUAUACCUUUUAAUGUGUCAGACUGAAUCUCUGUUCCUUUAUAAUGGUACGGAAAACUGGAGUUUUAUAAUUUGUUAUUGGAAUUACCAGGGUUUUUACUACCAGUAUUUUUUUUUUGUGCUGUUCUAAGUUUCCUUUAUCCUUCAUGAUAAUGAGCAGAUUGUGGACAGUGUUUCACUAAAAUGUGUAUGUAGUUUUAUGAGAAGAUGAACUGCUCUGAGGCAUGGUAGUGCAUGAAAUAGAUCUGCAAUUCGAUAAUGGUCCAGGGCAGACUGAAAUGUUAACUAAAGAUUGCAGUAUUGUAUCUCCUGUUUGUGAGUUGUGAAUGGAUCCUAAAUUUUUUAAGAGUGAAAUUUCCAGUGCUAUUUAAUUUUUAUUCACUGGAUACCCUGGAAAAAAAUAAUGGUAUAGAAUAAACUAAUAUUUCAUA
Molecule: messenger RNA, 3988 nt
Organism: Cherax quadricarinatus
Lineage: Eukaryota; Metazoa; Arthropoda; Malacostraca; Decapoda; Parastacidae
Product: zinc finger protein 350
Biological process (GO): regulation of transcription by RNA polymerase II
Molecular function (GO): RNA polymerase II cis-regulatory region sequence-specific DNA binding; DNA-binding transcription factor activity, RNA polymerase II-specific
Source: RefSeq, a predicted model, not a curated record